Messenger RNA from Acipenser ruthenus (sterlet), 2089 nucleotides. RefSeq names its product L-lactate dehydrogenase A chain-like. Bases 143 to 1144 code for a protein of 333 amino acids. Gene Ontology annotation, biological process: carboxylic acid metabolic process. Gene Ontology annotation, cellular component: cytoplasm. Lineage: Eukaryota; Metazoa; Chordata; Actinopteri; Acipenseriformes; Acipenseridae. The transcript has 8 exons. Gene Ontology annotation, molecular function: L-lactate dehydrogenase (NAD+) activity. The record is from RefSeq and is a predicted model, not a curated record.
ACCGGCAAGCAGUUUCUUUAAAUAACGUCAGCACGUCCACUCGCUGAUUACUCGUGCAAAGCAUCACUCAAGAGUCCCUGGAAGACGUAGUUACUGUAUCGUUGUCCAGUAUCUUAACCGCAGUUUUACUAAGUUUACAGAGAUGGCAACUGUGAAGGAACAGCUGAUCGAGCAUGUGAUGAAAGACGAGGCUUCCAUCCCUCGUAGCAAAGUGACAGUGGUAGGCGUGGGAGCCGUGGGCAUGGCCUGUGCCGUCAGCAUCCUCACCAAGGAGCUGACGGACGAGCUCGCCCUAGUCGAUGUGAUUGAGGACAAGCUGAAGGGUGAGAUGAUGGAUCUGCAGCAUGGAGGACUUUUCUUGCGCACCCCAAAGAUUGUCGCUGACAAAGACUACAGCUGCACAGCCAACUCCAAGCUGGUGGUGGUGACAGCUGGCGCUCGUCAGCAGGAGGGCGAGAGCCGCCUGAACCUGGUGCAACGCAACGUCAACAUCUUCAAAUUCAUCAUCCCCAACAUCGUCAAGUACAGCCCCAACUGCAUCAUCCUCGUCGUCUCCAACCCAGUGGACAUCCUGACCUAUGUAGCCUGGAAGCUGAGUGGCUUCCCCCGGAACCGUGUCAUCGGCAGCGGCUGUAAUCUGGACUCCGCCCGCUUCCGCUACCUGAUGGGAGAGAAGCUGAACCUGCACCCGUCCAGCUGCCAUGGCUGGGUCAUCGGGGAGCACGGAGACUCCAGCGUACCCGUAUGGAGUGGGGUGAAUGUCGCUGGUGUCUCCCUCAAGAAUCUGAACCCUGAUAUGGGCACAGACAAGGACAAGGAGAACUGGAAGGCGGUCCACAAGCAGGUGGUGGAGAGUGCCUAUGAGGUGAUCAAGCUGAAGGGCUACACCUCCUGGGCUAUCGGCAUGUCCGUGGCCGACCUGGUAGAGACCAUUCUGAAGAACCUGAGGAAGGUGCACCCCGUCUCCACCAUGGUCCAGGGAAUGCACGGUGUGAAGGAUGAAGUUUUCCUCAGCGUCCCCUGUGUUCUGAGUAGCUCCGGCCUCUCAGAUGUGGUCAAGAUGACUCUGAAAUCCGAUGAAGAGGAGCAGCUGAGGAAGAGUGCAGACACCCUCUGGGGGAUCCAGAAGGAACUGAAGCUGUAAUCAUGUCCUCUAGCUCCACCCCCACCCAACCCUCCCACAGCAAACCACAAACCGCCAGCAUAGUGGUUCUAGGGAGGAGCGUCCCUCUUCACAAUUACAUCAAACAGAGGCAUUUGUAUGUGUGUGUACGUGCUUUUCUGUACUGUUUUCGUCUUCCUUGCACUCCUUGUAGAAAAAUUAAUAAAAGGCAGUUUUAAACGGUUUUGCAUGCAAGUCGGCUCAUUUGGCGCCAAAACCAUUCCUUUCACCAUGUGCACUCCAAACACAGUAUUAAGCAGCCUGUAGCCAAUUUCAAACUGGUAAAAGCUUGUGAGAGGCCAUGGUACUAUACUGUACAAGAACACUGGCUGUUACAACUAAAAUAUGUAUUUUCCAAAAUCUAAAAGUAUUCAGGGGGUUGGAGGAAAAUUGUUGUAUUAUUCAUAUUUUGAUAUGUGAUUAUUAUUUUUUUUUUUAAUUUCAAUGAGAGGUUCUAGUUUUUUAAUUACAUCUCCACCCCCAGCAAACUUAAAAAUGUUACAAUUUGAGAUUUACAACUGGUUUUAGAUGGGUGGGGUAUGCAGGUACUGUGCAAACAAUAUAACAACAGUAUAGAAGCAGAUACGCCAAGUAUUUCACCGGUAGUAUUUGAACUUUUAUUUUUUUAUGAAAAUGAGUGAAAAGUUUGUGAGCCACAAAGUAAUCAACUUGCUGCAAACGUCUGGGCAAUUUUAGAUAAGGAAACGGCAGUCUGCUUUUUAGUAUUUUAUGUGUUCAUUUAUUGAAAUGUUCGUUGGAAGUUUUUUUUAAAUUUUGUCUUUAGAAGUACCCAUUGUUUCACUCUGUAUCCCAUCAUAUGGUGUUGCUGUGCAAUGGAAAAUGAAGUGAAAUGAACUAAAGAAAGCUCGUUGGCUGUCUUGUAUAAGCACCCGCUCCAGCACCAAAUAAAAUUCCAGGAUAAUCCAC